AUGGAGGGUCAAGGGGAUUUGGUGGAAGCUUUGAAGGUUAGGAGGGCGAAAUGCAAGGCGGAGUUUACUGAGAUUGCAAUCAUGGAGGAGAUCUCGUGGAGGCAAAAAUCUCGAGCCUUGUGGCUUAAGGAGGGGGAUAGAAACACAAAAUUUUUCCACAGAUUGGCCAAUGCUCGUAGAAGAGGCAAUCAUAUAGGGAGGAUUCGGGUUGAAGGGGUUAUUUAUUGCAAGGAUGAAGAGAUCUGCAAAAGAUUUGUAAAGUUUUUUGAGAAGUUGUUCACAGAGACUGUUAAGUGGAGACCUUUGCUUGAAGGGUUGCAAUUUGACUCUAUUUCUGAGGAGGAGUGCUUGGGCUUAGAGUUGCCUUUUUCUGAGGAGGAAGUUUUGAUUGCUUUGAAGAGUUGCAAUGGGGAUAAAGCCCCAGGUCCAGAUGAUUUUACCAUGAGAUUUCUUCUGGAGUGCUGGGGGUGGUUAAAUGGGAGAGGCCGUCAAAUUUUGGAUUCAGUCCUUAUUGCAAGUGAAUGUGUGGACUACAGAUUGCGUAGUGGGGUCCCGGGUGUUCUUUGUAAGUUGGACAUUGAGAAGGCGUAUGACCAUGUGAGUUGGAACUUCCUUUUUUACCUGAUGGAGAGGAUGGGAUUCAGUGAUAAGUGGAGGAGAUGGAUGUACUUUUGUAUUUCCAGUGCUCGCUUUUCAAUCCUUGUUAAUGGUGCUCCUACCGAUUUUUUCUCUAGCUCAAGGGGCUUGAGACAAGGGGAUCCUCUCUCCCUCUUCUUGUUCUUGUUUGUGAUGGAGGCCCUUAGUAGAUUGAUGAGAAUGGCUACCGAGUUGGGUCUUUUGAGGGGCUUUCGAGUGGACAGGGAUACUGUUUCUCAGUUGGAGAUCUCUCAUUUGAUCCUUGAGGUGAAUGUGGGCAAGAGUGUUUUGGUGCCGGUUGGAGAGGUCCCUGAGAUUGAGGCUUUUACUGAUAUUCUUGGUUGUCGGACUGGUUUAUUUCCCAUUUCUUACUUAGGUUUGCCUCUGGGUGCUCCUUCGAGGUGUGUGGGGUUUUGGGACCCAGUGGUGGAUAGAUUUGAGAAAAGGUUGGCAGGUUGA
Cornus florida is the source of this 1095-nucleotide messenger RNA. RefSeq lists its product as uncharacterized. The coding region runs from base 1 to 1095 and encodes 364 amino acids. The record is from RefSeq and is a predicted model, not a curated record. The transcript is spliced from 3 exons. NCBI's taxonomy places the organism in Eukaryota, Viridiplantae, Streptophyta, Magnoliopsida, Cornales, Cornaceae.